Sceloporus undulatus (fence lizard) is the source of this 2028-nucleotide messenger RNA. It is a transcript of the gene HMG20A, whose product is annotated as high mobility group 20A. NCBI's taxonomy places the organism in Eukaryota, Metazoa, Chordata, Lepidosauria, Squamata, Phrynosomatidae. The coding region runs from base 269 to 1342 and encodes 357 amino acids. Gene Ontology annotation, biological process: regulation of gene expression. The transcript has 11 exons. Gene Ontology annotation, cellular component: nucleus. The record is from RefSeq and is a predicted model, not a curated record.
CAUGCUUUGCGGGGACAAGCAAAGUAAACCAGACCCUUGAGCCCGAUGGGACUACCAUUCCCAGCAUGCCUUGCUGAGGUAAGUGAAGCAGGCCAGAACUGAGCAUGCGCAGAGUGGGAUUCCCGGCAUGCCGUUCGACGAGUAAAGACUUUGAUGAAGGAAAGAGAAGAUGAGAACACCAUCUGUUAUGCAGAAUGUCAGUGUUUGGCCACAACUGUCCAUGGGAAUAAUGUUUUGAUUGCCUAAAUUUAUACUUAUAGCAGCACUAAUGGAGAUCCCAAUGGGCACAUCAUCUCCCCCUUCCCAUUUUCCAGAAGAUGAUGGUUCAAAGGAAAGCAAUGAUGUUGUCCCACCUGGGUUGAAUCACUCGGAAGGACUGUGCACUGGCAGUGCUUUGCAAUCUACCAACAAUCCAGAUUUUGCAGAGGACUUGCUGCAAACGCAACUGCUGCGAAAUGAGUCAUCUAAUAAAGCUGAAAAUAGCGAACCGAGGCCUGAGGAGGAGCAAAGAGCCAAGAGAGGUGGCUGGUCCAAAGGGCGGAAGAGGAAGAAACCCUUAAGAGAUAGCAAUGCUCCUAAAUCUCCCCUAACAGGAUAUGUGCGGUUUAUGAAUGAACGAAGGGAGCAACUGCGAGCGAAAAGGCCUGAAGUUCCAUUCCCAGAAAUCACCAGGAUGCUGGGGAAUGAAUGGAGCAAACUUCCUCCUGAGGAAAAACGGCGCUACCUUGAUGAAGCAGAUAGAGAUAAGGAACGUUAUAUGAGGGAACUGGAGCAGUACCAGAAGACUGAAGCGUAUAAAGUCUUUAGCAGGAAAGCACAAGAUAGACAAAAAGGCAAAUCACAUAGACAAGGUAUUGAUUUAUACAACAAGAAUCUUAAAGAAGGAGCACGGCAGGCUACUCAUAACCAUGAGAAAGAAACUGAUACAAAGGAGAGAUCUGUUUUUGAUAUUCCAAUCUUCACGGAAGAGUUCCUGAACCACAGUAAAGCACGGGAAGCAGAACUGCGUCAGCUGCGCAAAUCCAACAUGGAGUUUGAGGAAAGAAACGCCGCCCUGCAGAAGCAUGUGGAAAGCAUGCGCACGGCAGUGGAGAAGCUGGAGGUAGAUGUGAUACAGGAGCGCAGUCGCAACACUGUGCUACAGCAACACCUGGAGACUUUGCGGCAGGCCUUAACCAGCAGCUUUGCUGGAGUCCCAUUACCAGGUAGUGGAGAAACCCCUACAAUGGACACCAUAGAUUCAUAUAUGAAUCGGCUGCACAACAUUAUUCUGGCAAAUCCACAGGAGAAUGAGAAUCUUAUAGCCACAGUUCGGGAGGUGGUAAACCGCCUUGAACGCUAGUGACAUGUCUCUUGGAUGUUUUUCUUCAAAGGAUAAAGCAAGUGAGGAAUGAGAGCUGUUCUGGAGAAAAGUCAAGGGAGGUGAUGAGACUUUGCCUUGUUACUGGACGAACCCAUUAAUGCAUGUGAUUCUUCUGUGCGGAUUGAAGAGCAACCCAAGAGAUGGCAAUAUCCUCUAUCAAAAUUUUGAGCAAGUUUCCACUGCACAGCCUACCAUUUUCUUUCAUUGGUCUUCUGAUCGUGGGCACGCUCUGGACUAAACGAAGCCACAAAAACAUGUCCUUCUCUCUCUUAUGUCAAAGUUGUAUUUUUGUCGUGGUAAUGCAGAGCUCUGAAAUGUUUUUGUUGCUUGUGCUCCAAAGAAGAGGGAUUCCCUCUGUGUUUCCCGUUGUGUGUAAGUUGUAUCUUACAUCAGUUCACCUGUGCUUCCAUCUGUUGAAGUUGGUGAUAAUGCAGGGGAGAAGGUAGGGGCCAACCUUUUCUCUCACAGCACUGAAAAUACAAAACCUACAUGUUGAAUAAAACCUUCUUUUCUGUAGUUAGUUACUUAGUUUAUUGUGUACAGUAGUCUUAUGUUCAAAUCUUUCCUUUUUCUUAAGCAACAGGAAAUGGGCAGGGGUGGUUACAAUUACUCCCUCCUUCUGAUAAUAUGUGACUGUACCCAAGAAAUAAACUUUGUAAAAAGUU